CCGUCGGCUCCGAAGUCGUUUCUGUAGCGAUUUCGUCGAUUGUAUUCUGAGAAAUCUGGCAUAUACCCCGAUGGAGCAGUAAUAUAUGCAAAACGUCUGAGGUACAAAGCAAGGUGAAGUUAUGGGACGCAGCCUAAGUGAUCUGAAACUGAUGGAAGCACUGAUUAUUGUAUUAAUAACAGACGCGUCUAUUCUCGAAGUGACUGGGGACCCACAUAGGCACCCGUCACUGCACUUUUCACGGUCCGAUGCACUCACGACUUUUCCUGCUUCAAUUUAUUCGCUGGCUGACUUUCUGUCGCGAACAGCGAUUGUAGAGACUGUGUUGGCAUACGUGAUGUGAGCGCUAGCCCCUAUUAUUAUAAAGUGUAACGUUCCACU
This is a messenger RNA of Suillus clintonianus, 381 nucleotides long. RefSeq lists its product as uncharacterized. The record is from RefSeq and is a predicted model, not a curated record. Lineage: Eukaryota; Fungi; Basidiomycota; Agaricomycetes; Boletales; Suillaceae. The transcript is spliced from 2 exons. The coding region runs from base 122 to 343 and encodes 73 amino acids.